UUGUGGAGUGGAGGCUGGUUUCGCGGUGUUGGGUCGCUUCAUUUUUCUCAGAUGGAGCCCCAGUUUGGUUCUCGGCUCGAUUUCGAGUUGGAAGACCCGCUCGUUUUCGCUCCUCCUUCCGCUUCCGCCAAGAAAAGUAAGAAGGUCAUUGGCUUGGAUGAUCUGUUGAGUGACUUCUAUAAAGAGAAAGGGAAGCGUGUCGAGGGAGCGGCGAAACGGAAAAGAGUGCUAAAGCAUGAUUCCGACGAGGAAGAUAACGCCAGAGAGGCAACUUUGUCCCAUACCCUUGAUGAGUACCAAAAACAGAUGAAGGAAAUGGGUGGUGAGGAUGAAAUAUCCCACUGGGGACUGCGAGUUUUUGGAGUUCAGAAAAAUCCACCAGCUGUACUUUUGCCUGAGCUUGGCAGCUGUGCUAUUUUCCAAGCUCUCCGUCACAGCAAACUUAAUUCAUCCGUUGAAGUUGGUCAACAAGAAUCCGAGUUUUUGGAAGGACUCUUGGUCAAUGGUUGGUUACCGAAGCUGAUAACAUUUAGUGGUCAUCUUGAAAUGGUGCUUGCGAAAUGGACCUUCCAUUUAUUGAUGUAUGCAUCAGAAGAAACAUUGAGGAUUUCGGCAUGCAAUUUCUGGUGUGAUGUACUCUUAGGCAAAAGUGAGGAAAUUUCUGCACCCAUCAAAAUCGACUGGCUUCCUACAUAUGCUGAACUCAAAAGAGCCCUUGCCAUAUAUGGAUAUGUGUUCUUCUCAUCUGAGGCAGGAUCUGUUGAUGCAGUCAUUUGCAAGUAUCUUUCUCCAGAUUUGAAGCAUGCUGGACCAUCUUUGAAUAUUCGAGCUUGGAUCAAAUUUGUGGCUGCUGCUUGUCAAGUAAGGAGUAAAUGGCCUAUGUUUUCAACUUCAGAAGCUGAAGAAUUAACUGAAGUGUUGAUUUGUCUGUUUCUGGACCGCCAACUUGAAGGCCUUUCAAUGCUUUUGUAUGAAUGCUUGUUAUCAGUAAUCAGUUACUUUACCCAUGAGGAAUGGAGCACCAGUUGCAAGAAAGUAGCAAAAUCUCUGGCUAGCAGGUUAUCGAUGGAUUUGAACUGCUUGCGUGCUGUAGAGUGCAUUUCUGGCACUGAUGAACGUAGCAAGUGCCUCAGAAGUGAAGCUGCCUAUCAGAUGCUUGUGAAGUUCCUCGAUAAGGUUGCAGAGGAAGAAAUCCUGAAUUCGCUCAUAUCCAUUAAUGUGAAAGAAAAAGGUUGUGAUCUUUUCAGAAUGUACAUUUAUCUGGUUCUAGCGGAGAAUUGGCUCUUGUUCAACUCAUCUCUAGAAGAUAAAGCAGUAAUCAGGGAUAUGUGGGGUCUUUAUCUGCGGAACUGUUCCUGUCUAAUUACCAGCACAGAUUUGAGAUCAUACGCGGCAAAGGUUCGAAACAGAGCCUUGUAUCUUCUUCAAGGUUCUGUCAACAGAUGAUAUGUACGGAAGUACGUAUUCUCCCUCCAAAAAGAAAAUGGAAAGGAAUUUGCUUGAGGAGUAAAUGCUUGAUAGGUUUUCCUAUUUAAUGAUGCCCGGACAAUGUAAAUUAGCUCUGACAUCUACAACCUGACAAGCUCCAAACAUGUGAUUUUGUGUUUGACGAAGAAAGAGCAAAAUUUCAUUCUAACAUUCUGGCAUGAUCAUUGUGAAGAACUAUUAGUUGUUGGUGCUUACUGGAUAGGCUCAGCGCCAUAAACUCUGUAGUUGUCUCCUGGAAUCAUUGAAGAUAUACUGUAGCACAGAAUGGUUCUCUGAUAUGUCGCUUUUUCUCUUGGCGUUUCAGGAAUCUGCACUGAUGUUCAGUGAAACUAUAGCUCUGUAUUUAUUGUCCGCGUUUGAAUGACCUUGGAUUUGCUAGAGUGGGAGGAACGAGCUAGCGCUCAAGAGGUGAUCCAUUGCCAGUUUAACGUGCUUGCUUACUUUUGAGGUACUAGGUUGGUCAUCUUUUGGAGACCCGAGCAGUCGGUUUCAGAAAAAAACUCAAUUGUUUGCAGGAAGAACUCUGUCGAUUUUGUUUGCCCUACUCUAUAUAUUGAUGGUAAAGUUCUGUA
Eucalyptus grandis is the source of this 2060-nucleotide messenger RNA. RefSeq lists its product as uncharacterized. Lineage: Eukaryota; Viridiplantae; Streptophyta; Magnoliopsida; Myrtales; Myrtaceae. The record is from RefSeq and is a predicted model, not a curated record. The transcript has 12 exons. Bases 52 to 1446 code for a protein of 464 amino acids.